Aspergillus affinis is the source of this 627-nucleotide messenger RNA. RefSeq names its product lumazine synthase RIB4. NCBI's taxonomy places the organism in Eukaryota, Fungi, Ascomycota, Eurotiomycetes, Eurotiales, Aspergillaceae. Bases 1 to 627 code for a protein of 208 amino acids. The record is from RefSeq and is a predicted model, not a curated record. Gene Ontology annotation, biological process: riboflavin biosynthetic process. The transcript is spliced from 3 exons. Gene Ontology annotation, cellular component: riboflavin synthase complex; mitochondrial intermembrane space; intracellular anatomical structure. Gene Ontology annotation, molecular function: 6,7-dimethyl-8-ribityllumazine synthase activity.
AUGGCAUCGUUGAAAGGACCUGGAGCUGCCCAAACCUAUGAUGGUUCUGGCCUGAGGAUUGCGAUCGUCCAUGCCCGAUGGAACAUGGGCAUCAUUGGCCCUCUUCUUGAAGGGGCCAAGAAAAGCUUGCUCGCUGCUGGCGUGACGGAUGAUAACAUCACGACCCUCACCGUCCCCGGCAGCUACGAACUGCCCUUCGCGGCCCAGCGCCUCUACGCUGCUUCCCAGCUUCAGGCUGCCAAGGGCUCCUCGUCUGCCGGAGGAAUCAGUGCCACAGACCUCUUGUCCUCCUCCACCACGGACCUCAGCAAGGCAUCACCCCAGUCGCCUGCCUCCGUUGCGACCCGUCCCUUCGAUGCCAUCAUCACCAUAGGUGUCCUAAUCAAAGGCGAGACGAUGCAUUUCGAGUAUAUUGCAGACGCGGUGUCCCACGGAUUGAUGCGUGUUCAAUUGGAAACCGGUGUGCCCGUCAUUUUUGGCGUUCUUACCGUGUUAAACGAAGAGCAGGGUCUUGAAAGGGCUGGUCUCGGCAAGAAAGGCAUGCACAAUCAUGGAGAGGAUUGGGGCAUUGCCGCCGUUGAACUCGGAGUUAAAAGGAGAGAUUGGGCCGAAGGUAGAAUCGUUUAG